Molecule: messenger RNA, 1203 nt
Organism: Naegleria gruberi
Lineage: Eukaryota; Heterolobosea; Eutetramitea; Acrasida; Naegleriidae
Exons: 1
Coding region: 1-1203 (400 amino acids)
Biological process (GO): heme A biosynthetic process
Cellular component (GO): mitochondrial inner membrane
Molecular function (GO): oxidoreductase activity, acting on NAD(P)H, heme protein as acceptor
Source: RefSeq, a predicted model, not a curated record
AUGAAUAGUAAUACCAUCAAUGUUUAUCCAUCAUCAUUAAAGCCUAGCAUAACCUCUUCAUCAUCAUAUAAUUACUCGACCACAGUUUUUAAUCAUCCAGAAGAACAACAAAAAUUUGAAGAAGAAAUUCCAGGACGUAAAGCUGUUUUAAUAUGGCUCGGAACAUUGAGUUUCCUUGUUUUUACAAUUGUUAUUGUUGGUGGUUUAACUAGACUGGAAGAAGGUGGUCUUUCAAUGGUUGAUUGGUCAUUCAUGGGUUCACUUCCUCCAAUCACACAAAAGGAAUGGGAAGAAGAAUUUGAAAAGUACAAACAAUUCCCUGAAUAUAAGAAGAAGAAUGAAGGAAUGACUGUUGAGGAAUUUAAAUACAUCUUUUACUAUGAAUAUUACCAUCGUAUGCUGGGAAGAUUGAUUGGUGCUGUUUACACAAUUCCAGCUAUUGCAUUUGCUGCUAAGGGAUUUUUCUCUGGUAAGAGAAGAGUCAUGUCACCUUGGACAGUUCUUGCUAUAGGAAGUGUCAUUGGUUUCCAAGGUCUUUUGGGUUGGUAUAUGGUUAAGAGUGGUCUCGAUGAAAAUCAUGAACUCAUGAAGAAGUAUAAUAGCAUUCCUCGUGUAUCUCAAUAUCGUUUGGCUUCUCACUUGUGUACUGCCUUUGUAAUUUAUGCCAUGACUUUGUGGAAGAGUUUCGAUUUGGCUACCAAGAAUAAGACUGUUGAAACCUUUGCUGGUAGCUCAAUUUUCAAGAUGGUUGCCCCAAUUUUCUUCUCCCUUGUUUUCUUGACUGCUGCUUCUGGUGCUUUUGUUGCUGGUAUGGAUGCUGGUUUGGUUUACAAUGAAUUCCCACUCAUGGGUGGUGCUGUUGUUCCAAGUGACAUCAUGGCUAUUGAACCAUGGUAUAAGAAUUUCUUUGAAAAUGCCACUACUGUCCAAUUCCAACACAGAUGGUUGGCAACCUUUGUAGCAACAGCUAUUGCUGCUUUCUGCUUCUAUUUCAAGAAGGGUGACAAGGGUAAACAAUUGCCUGCUACUGUUAAGAAGUCACUCAAUUAUUUGCUUGCUGUUGUUACUGCCCAAUACACUCUUGGUAUCACUACUUUAUUGACCUAUGUUCCAACAUCAGUUGCCUCAGCUCACCAAGCUGGUUCAUUGACUUUGUUCACAUUUGCUUUAUGGAUGGCUCACGUUGCUAAGAGAAUUAGAUAA